UGGGAAUUGAAGAAAAGGUCGGAAGAAAGGCUACUGUGGAGUCCAGACAAGAAAAAAAAAUUAAAAAUUCUGAAAAUAGGAGUUUUCUCUCACCAGUUCCUUUUUGUCCUCCAUUAAUGGAGGGAACUUCGUAAAAACUCUCUGUCUGUCUGUCUGUCUCUCUCUCUCUCUACUUCUUCUGGCGCCAUUUGCAGACUUCAUUUCCUUUCAAACUUGUCGACUCUCAACAACAACAAAAACAAAAACGACAACAGAAACGACAAUCUUCUUCUUCUCAUUCUUGGUCUUCCAUGGAGGAAAAGGAAAUCACCGUCUACGCUUCGCCCGUCAACUCGGAGACGGACUCGCCUCGGGCCAUCAGCAACGCCGCAGCGGCGGUUCCUCAGGCCGUGAGCGCCGCCGUCGGGCUAGGCAACGCUGGAAUGGCGGCUUUGGCGACGACGUCGUUUUCGGCGGCGGGAUCGGGGACGCCGGGUAACGUCGAUUCGUUGGGGAAGAAGAAGAGGGGGAGGCCGAGGAAAUACGACGCCGAUGGGAAUCUGAGGCUGUCGUACGCCAGAGUUACACCACCAGUAGUACAACAGCCCGGAACGACGCCGUUUUCUCUGUCGCCGGCUUCUCCGUCUGAGUUCUCUUCUUCUUCUUCUUCGAAAAGAGGGAGAGGUCGGCCUCCUGGGUCCGGUAACUGGCAGCUUCUCGCUUCUUUAGGGGAAUUGUUUGCAGCCACAGCCUGUGGAGACUUCACGCCUCAUGUCGUCACUGUUGCCUCUGGGGAGGAUGUUGCAGGCAAAAUUCUUUCCUUUGCUCAAAAGGGUCUCAGAGGAGUUUGCGUUCUGUCUGCCAAUGGGGCUGUUUCCAACGUCACCAUUCGCCAACCGGGCUCUUCUGGCGGCAUUCUGACAUAUGAGGGCCGGUUUGAGAUAUUGUCAUUAUCUGGGUCAUUCACUGUCAUUGAUGAUGCCGUAAGAACUCGGAUCGGUGGCUUGAGCGUCUCAUUAGCCGGGCCUGAUGGGCGUGUAAUUGGUGGUGGCAUUGCUGGUUUACUAACUGCUGCUAGUCCCAUCCAGAUUGUGGUGGGAAGCUUCAUGCCAAAUGGUUACAAGGUACACAAAAGGAAGCACCACAGAGAACACGCAUUGGCCUCUCCACCAACCUCAGCUGCCCUGGAUACACCAGCAGUAGCAACUCCGAUUUUGCAAGCAAAACGCGACGCCAUUGAGCCCGGCUUGACCCCAAUACCACCCGUCUUACCAGCACAAACACAAGUAGAACCCGAAAGGAACACCACUGCUGACAAAGAGAACCAGAAUGGCGCGUCGCAUUUUGCAGGUUGGAAUGGCUCCAAGGCCAGACCGGACCACGGCCAAUCACCUGACAUCAAUGUUUCUUUUUCUGGUGAAUAAAUGAAUACUCUUCUUCGACUAUUCAAGAGUAUUUGGAGGCUGACGUGAUUUAACUCGAGCUAAAACCAAUAGAUUUGGACUUUCUGCCGCUUUAAUACUGAGAGAUGGAUGAUGCGUUAACAAACUGUUUUAACAGUCCGGACACUGAGAUUACAACAAAUUGAUUUUUAGUUUUCGGACAAUAUAUACAUCUUUUUUAGUAGGAUAAUAAUAUAUGGAUUCGUCUCUAUGUUCUCCCUUAGCAUUCGGACAAAAUAACGGAAAACA
Messenger RNA from Morus notabilis, 1670 nucleotides. Its product is annotated as AT-hook motif nuclear-localized protein 1. Bases 291 to 1403 code for a protein of 370 amino acids. NCBI's taxonomy places the organism in Eukaryota, Viridiplantae, Streptophyta, Magnoliopsida, Rosales, Moraceae. The record is from RefSeq and is a predicted model, not a curated record. The transcript has 5 exons. Gene Ontology annotation, molecular function: minor groove of adenine-thymine-rich DNA binding.